AUGACCAUGGCCGACAAGGACGAUUUGGGAAUGAAGAAGAACAACGCUGGCAGUGCAUAUAUAGCAAGAGGGACGAAAACGGCAGUGAUCACACUUGCGAGGGGAGUGCGUACGCCGCACUUUGCUUUGAUCGCAGUUCGAGAUAAUGAGCCCGUAGCUGGGUAUGCACCUAAGAACAGACCUAGUAGGUUUGAAAUGUCAAUGGCAAUGAACUCCUACGAUGGGUCGAUCGUAUGA
Messenger RNA from Penicillium verrucosum, 237 nucleotides. RefSeq lists its product as uncharacterized. The coding region runs from base 1 to 237 and encodes 78 amino acids. The transcript has a single exon. NCBI's taxonomy places the organism in Eukaryota, Fungi, Ascomycota, Eurotiomycetes, Eurotiales, Aspergillaceae. The record is from RefSeq and is a predicted model, not a curated record.